Messenger RNA from Sugiyamaella lignohabitans, 2388 nucleotides. RefSeq names its product Sro7p (gene SRO7). NCBI's taxonomy places the organism in Eukaryota, Fungi, Ascomycota, Dipodascomycetes, Dipodascales, Trichomonascaceae. The transcript has a single exon. Gene Ontology annotation, cellular component: plasma membrane; cytoplasm. The record is from RefSeq and is a predicted model, not a curated record. Gene Ontology annotation, molecular function: GTPase activator activity; myosin II binding; syntaxin binding. Bases 1 to 2388 code for a protein of 795 amino acids. Gene Ontology annotation, biological process: establishment of cell polarity; regulation of protein secretion; regulation of exocytosis.
AUGAGCGGUAAUGUCACUUGUCUGGGGUUUGAUCCGGUCCAGAGUUUGCUGGCAAUUGGCACGGGAACUGGUACGGUUCAUGUGUUUGGUCAGCACAACGUAGAGGUUGUGUUGGGAGAGAUAACUGCAGGCAGUGGCUCUCAGUCGGCUGUGAAAUGGGUCAGGUUUAUUAAGGGGUAUUAUCUGGUCAGUGUGGAUGUUCAGUCCAUUGUAAGAGUGUUUUCGCUCGAGUCAGAGGAAUUGGUCUACGAAUAUGUUUGUCCAGGAAUUAUUACUGCUGUAGAGUCGGAUCCGGCUUUGGAUUGGUUGUUUUUGGGCAUGGAAAAUGGCCAGAUUGUGGUGUAUGAUGCGGACAGAGGUGUUCAGGCCCCUUAUAGAAUCGGCAAUCUCCAGAAAUCGGUGAAUGCAAAAUUCCGUAUGUCUCCUAUUACAAGCAUUGCUAUACAUCCAAGAGAUGUUGGCAGCCUGCUGGUUUGUUAUAGAGAUACAGCAGUGGUUUUUAAUAUCGCCAAGAGCGAGAUCACACUCAGUUUACGUUAUGAGGUACCGGCUGGUGCACCAGGUGGUGACCUUAAUCCAUCGCAAUUCAACCAAUUUCGCAAUCCGCAGUUUAUUAGUGCGAUAUGGCAUCCUAAUGGCCAUCAUAUUCUGACGACUCAUAUCGAUGGGUCUUUGGUAUUUUGGGAUGCUACUGAAGGUACUUUACUACAGGCAAGAACUGUUUUGGACAGUUUUGUUAAUAUUCCACGAAAACCUCAUCAGCCCGAUAAUGCUGCUCCUUCUGGUGGUUCCCGUGAUCCUAUCGCCAAGGUCACUUGGAACUGUACCACUAACCCCGAAGACACAUCUCUUCUGAUUUCUGGUGGUAGUAUUGACCUGGGGUUCUCGAAAGGUUUUUCGAUGCUUGAUUUUGGCCCGACUCCCUCGGUGGCUAUUACUUCCUACCAGGCAAUGGGCAAUCACUAUGCCGAACCAAGGAGACACAAGAUAUACCCAUUACCAGACGAAGUAGAUGUAGUGGAUUUCAUUAUGCUGUCUAGUACCCAGUCUCCUUACUAUGGAGGAAAUCAAGCUCCUUCACAUGUUGUUGCGCUUCUAAAUACAGGAGAACUGCUUACUAUUAACUAUACAGAUGGCAUGAUUGUCACAGAUCCUACACUUCUGCCUCCUUCUUUGGCAUGGAUAAACCCGUAUGUGACGACAAUGUCUGCAUCUGUUGUGCCUAGAAACCAGUGGGUUGGAAUGAUGAAUGCGACUCCUGGUUCUGAACGCAGUAUAUUUAACGGGGGAGCUCCUGCUAGAAGGCAUCUACGAAGUUACCAGCACCGAACUGCUCUGUGUACAGGCCAUCGUGACGGCACUGUGAAAUUAUGGGAUGCAUCUCAUGGUGAGUUGGAAGAUUCACGGGCUAUUGAAGUGAGUCUUCAAAACGCCCUUCAGUCAUCACAACGGGUAUCGGUUACACAUAUCUCACUGGCGGCAGAAGUGGCAGAACUUGCGGUGGCAGUUGAAAAUGGCGAAGUUGUGUUAUUCGAUUUCAAGAGAAACAAGGGUAUUUCUGGUGCGAUGUCGAACAUGCGAAUUCGAGACGACGAAUCUCCACUAAAAGAUAUCAGCAGUCGAGCUCCUCUCAAUGUGAAAGAGGGAUUCUUGCCUCAAACUCUGGUGUCUAGAAUGGACAAUUCUCCUGUCUCAGCAUUGAACAACUCCAAAAUUGGGUUUGUGGCCAUUGGUUAUAGCAGUGGAAAACUGGUUGUAAUUGACCGUCGUGGCCCUGCUAUUAUAUACGAAGCACUUUGUUUCCAACCCACAAGCUCAACUUCUAGCAAAAGACGAACACGCACUUCCUUUACUCCCACUACCCCAUCUUCAACAUUAGAAUAUCCUACCGCUAUAGAAUUCGGAUUAUAUGCAGUAGAAGACGAUUCGUACUCAUCCAUCGUUCUCUCCGUAGGCUCUUCAGCUGGUAAUGUCUAUACAUUCAAGAUUGUUCCAUCUGCCAACGGAUAUUUUCUAGAUCCUGUUGGACAUCUCAGCGUGGGACCUGAUCCCAUUCUCCACCUCCAACCCAUCAAUAUGGCAUACGGUAUCUCAGCUGUUGCCGAACCAGAAAACCUCGACAAAUUAGCAGCCGGCGUCGUGAUCCCCGGGGCCAUUAUCGCCAUAACCAAGUCCGAGGGCAGAGUCUUCCGGCAACCCAGCUCGAAAAUCACCCACAAACGGUUCACAUUCAACUGCAUCUCUGCAGGAACCUCAUACCUCCGCGAGAACGACUCGUUCGCACUCGUGUGCAUCACCGACAAGUCGCAACUCAAGAUCAUGGCCAUCCCCAGCAUGCGCGAUAUCUGCACACGAGACCUUCCACUCCCAUUGGACCCUCAUUUGUAA